AUGUUUGUCCACAACAACUCUAAGCACGGCCGAAGGGCCCGCAGACUGGAGCCCGGCGAGUCUGUGGAGAAUACUAUGGAAUAUGCCACCCCGUGCAUCAAAGCCAUUAGUCCCAGUGAGGGCUGGACCACCGGCGGGGCGAUGGUCAUCGUCAUUGGGGAGAACUUUUUUGACGGCCUGCAGGUGGUGUUUGGCAGCAUGCUGGUGUGGAGUGAGCUGAUCACACCACACGCCAUCUGUGUCCUGACGCCUCCUCGACACAUCCCCGGGGUCGUGGAGCAUCGCCGAGGCGCUCUACAGUGUUCCUCGUCCUCACAGUCAGCUGCAGGCGCUGCCCAGCUCACCGGCCCACGGCAGUGUCAUGGGCCUGGGCUCAUAUCCUUCUCAGUUAGGCGUCAGCAUCGGGGAGCACGGACAGAGCAGCCAAGGUUACAUCAGAAAUUCCAGCAGUUUGUCUCCAAGGGGUUACCCAUCAGCCUCCACUCCUCAGCACUCAAAUUACGGGGGCGGCGGAGGGAUGACUGGAGGCCAUGGGACAGUUCCCAUGACCAGUCUAGGAGUCCCUGGCUCUCCGUGUUUCAGCAGUGCCUCCCCCACCGGCUCUCCCUACAUCUGCAUGCAUGCAAUCUCACUGUGAGCUGCUGUGAGAACCUGGCAAAGAAUAUCAACCCAUCACAAGUUAGAGAGCUGGACCUGUCCAACAACAACCUGACAGAUGCAGGAAUAACACUGCUCUCCAAGAAACUGAAGAACAGCAAAUUGGAGAAACUCAGACUGAGGAGCUGCAAUCUAACACAGCACAGCUCCGAUGACCUGACCGCCGUCAUCAGCUCAGCCUCCUGCCAGCUUAGAGAAUUGGACCUAUCUGACAAUGACUUGCAGGACGUAGGAGUCAAAACGCUCUCUGGUGGACUGGAGAGUCCUCACUGUCAACUGAAGAUACUCUCUGUGUCCUUGUGCAGAGUGACAGAGGAAGGCUGCACUUUCCUGGCAUCAGCUUUGAACUCGUCCAGUUUGAGAGAGCUGGACCUGAGCUACAACCACCCGGGAGAGUUGGGCGUGCAGCUUCUGUCUGCUCUGAUGGCCGACCCACAAUGCAGCCUGCAGAAACUCAGUGUGGAGCAAUGUGGUGAAUCCAGGAUUCAGCCAGGUCCAAAGAAAUACACCACCAAACUCACCCUGGACCCGAACACGGCACACAGGGACCACUCUCUGUCCGGAGGAGACAGGAAAGCGAGGCGUUGGACCAAGCAGCCUUAUCCUGAUCACCCGGAAAGGUUUGAAUUUUGGACUCAGGUGCUGUGCAGGGAGGAGCUGACCGGCCGCUGCUACUGGGAGCCAGAAUGGAGCGGGAGAGCUGUCACAGGAGUAGCCUACAAAAAGAUGUGCAGGACGGGAGAGGGUCGGGACAGCUGGUUGGGGAAAAACGACUGUUCCUGGGCACAGAGCUGCACCAAAGACGCCUACAGGACCUGGCACAAUGACAUGAGCACUGCUGUAACCAUCCCACCCAACUCCAAUAAGGUGGGGGUCUAUCUGGACUGGUCAGCGGGGAAACUGUCCUUCUUCACGGUGUCCUGUGGCACACUGACGCUGCUCCACACCUUCCACACGACCUUCACUGAGCCCGCCCAGCGUUCAGACUUGGCUGGGUGGACUCCACGGUCUACCUGUGCUAGGAGGAGCAGCUGAGAUGAGGAGUUGGAUCCAGGUGAAGAAGACUGCGGCGGCUGAAGCUGGCGGAGCAGCAGGGCGCCGCUGCGUACGUUGGCCCGUCACUGUGUUGGAUAAAAGCGUCGCAUUCACUGAUGUCUACGCAUCGUCAAUGACAGUGCGGGCCGCUCCCCUGGCCUGCGUUUGAGCUCUGCCGCGUGUAGAGACACGCUCACACAUAGAUAUAUGUAUGUGUUUUAUUCACAUGGAAGGAUUCCAGCCUCUCUGGGAGGAAGGCAGCCGCUGGGGCUGUGCAGCCGGCUGGCAGCUCCGUCUAGCGGGGCCACGAGUCAAACACAAUUCAUGGGCUGCUCUGUGCUUGGGAUGCAGCAUCUAUAACGGGGGCAUGUCGUGCGUUCAGCUUCGGGGCGUGUGUGGGAAACAGGGUCCUUUGGCGCCAUCGUGUGGCGGCGGCGGGGCGUUGCAGCACCAGAGGGCAGCGGGAGUAGAAACGUCCACAGCGCACGUCGUGUGGCCCCGCUCAGUCAUCGAUCGCGGCGCUGCAACGCGACUGACUUUCAUCCGGGUGUCUUGAUCGGUUCGAACGGGGGGGGGGGGGGGGGAUUCCACUUUUUUGUGACAGCAGAGCAUAGACAUGUAUAGAAAGGCUAGAUUGCUCAAGGCGAAGUCAGCUGUGUCGUCACUUGGCGGCCAUCUUGGGUCAGGAGACUGCGCUGCUGUGGACGGAAGGUUUCCCAAAUGUAGCGAGCGCCGGAGACAGUGGGAGCGUGCCCUGAGAAGGGAAGGUUUUGUGGCUAAUGACAGAACACUGCUCUGCAGCGAACACUUCAGAAAUGAAGAUUUGGACGGGACAGACUAUCGGAUUCAAAGCUGGAGCUGUUCCAUCUGUCUUCAACUUCCCUGCUCAUCUUCAGAGGCCGGUAGCACCAAGAAGCACAAACGCUUCAAGAAAAGCAGGAGAAAACCAGCCCAUGUACCCCGAGCAGGAUCAACCUCCACCUGAUGUU
Molecule: messenger RNA, 2681 nt
Organism: Pungitius pungitius (ninespine stickleback)
Lineage: Eukaryota; Metazoa; Chordata; Actinopteri; Perciformes; Gasterosteidae
Exons: 13
Coding region: 1-1692 (563 amino acids)
Biological process (GO): intracellular signal transduction
Molecular function (GO): protein binding
Source: RefSeq, a predicted model, not a curated record